AUGGGGUGGUUGAAUUUCCACCACCUCCUCCUCUUAACGGCCGCCGCUCUCCUCCUCCGCCUCCCCUCCGCCGCACCGGAUAUCUCCUCCGAUCGAUCCGCCCUUCUAUCCUUCCGUUCCGCCAUUGGCGGACGUGUCCUCCUCUGGAACGUCUCGAGCCCCACCCCAUGCUCAUGGUUCGGCGUCACGUGUUCGCCGGAAGGCUCCGCCGUUGUCGAGCUCCGCCUUCCCGGAAAGAGUAUCUCCGGCCGCCAACUCUCCUCCCUCACUUCCCCCCACACUCUCUCUCUACAGAACAAUUUCUUCAGCGGAGGAAUCCCCGAUUCUUUAUUCUCACUCACCGCCCUCGUCAGCCUCGAUUUAUCGGCGAACAAUUUCUCGGGCCCGAUUUCACCUUCGUUCAACCAUUUGACCCGUUUGCGGACGCUUUACUUGCAGGAUAAUCAUUUCUCGGGCCCGGUUCCGGACCUAAACCAGCCCGGUUUAUCUCAGUUCGAUGUAUCGAACAAUAAUCUCACCGGCCAAAUCCCCAAAGGCCUCGCCGGAAAACCGAAAAACUCGUUCGCCGGAAAUUCACUCUGUGGUGUACCAUUGGAUUCGUGCCCCGUUGAAGAAACCCCGGCCGCCGACGGAAGAAAAAUCUCCGGCGGGGCAAUCGCCGGAAUCGUAAUCUGCUCCGUUCUCGGAUUUUUCUUGAUCUUAAUGCUUAUUAUAUACUGUUUGUGUGGAGUGUUUGGUGAAGGCGAAGAGGCUCAGGAGAUAACCGGACUUCCAUGUACUACUCACCGAGAGAAAACGGUGGAGACGAGUGGUGGGGGCGGCAUUGCAGCGGCAGAGGAGAAACAAAAGGGAGGAGAAGAAGUGACCGGUGGUGGUAAGUCGAAUGGGCUAGUUUUCUUGGGAAAGAAGAAAUGGGAGUUUACGUUGGGGGAUCUUUUGAGGGCAUCGGCCGAGGUUUUGGGCAAGGGCACUUUCGGAACGGCAUACAAGGCGGAACUCGAGUCGGGGUUGGUGGUGGUGGUGGUGAAGGGGCUGAGGGAUGUUAGUAUGGCGGAGAUGGAGUUUAGGGCAAAGAUGGACGAAAUCGGGAGAAUGGAUCAUCGGAAUUUGGUGCCUUUGAGAGCUUAUUAUUACAAUAGGCACGAGAAGCUUCUCGUUUACGAUUACUUCCCGAUAGGGAGCUUAUACGCAUUGUUGCAUGGAAACAAGGGAGAUACAAGAACAUUAAAUUGGGAAACAAGAGCCUCGAUCGCCCUCGGUGCCACCCAAGGAAUCUCCUACCUCCACUUGCAUGGCCCGUCAAUUUCCCACGGCAACAUAACAUCGUCCAACAUCCUCCUCACCAAAACAUACGAGCCACGCGUCUCAGACUUCCUCCUGGCCGGCCUGGCCCGGCCCGGGCCCACAUCGGGCCCAAGCCGGGUCGAGGGGUACCGGGCCCCCGAGGUCACCGACCCUCGGAGGGUGUCCCAAAAGGCAGAUGUAUACAGCUUCGGAGUGUUGGUGCUCGAAAUAAUGACGGGGAAAUCUCCCGUGGUGGGGGAAGAUGGCUUCGAUCUACCGCUUUGGGUGAGGUCCGUGGUAAAGGAUGCGUGGACCUCCGAGGUGCUCGAUGCUGAGUUGCUGAGGUACCAGAAUGUGGUGGAGGAUAUGGUGUGGCUUUUGCAGAUUGGAGUCGAUUGCACUGGAUCGCACCCCGAUAAGCGCCCGUCCAUGGCUGAGGUGGCGACCAAGAUUGAGGAGCUUUGCCGGUGGAGUUUCGAUUAUACCAGUGAAGAAUGAAAUCGUGUUUCUUGAAAGUUGGUUCUUUUCUCUUUUUUUCUUGUUUUCCUUUUUUUUUUUUUUUUUU
Molecule: messenger RNA, 1849 nt
Organism: Erythranthe guttata (spotted monkey flower)
Lineage: Eukaryota; Viridiplantae; Streptophyta; Magnoliopsida; Lamiales; Phrymaceae
Product: putative inactive receptor kinase At1g48480
Biological process (GO): protein phosphorylation
Molecular function (GO): protein kinase activity; protein binding; ATP binding
Source: RefSeq, a predicted model, not a curated record